Molecule: messenger RNA, 1479 nt
Organism: Phodopus roborovskii (desert hamster)
Lineage: Eukaryota; Metazoa; Chordata; Mammalia; Rodentia; Cricetidae
Gene: CUNH1orf52
Product: chromosome unknown C1orf52 homolog
Exons: 3
Coding region: 34-600 (188 amino acids)
Source: RefSeq, a predicted model, not a curated record
UUCCGGCCGAGAGGGUGGUGGCCCGCAGCCGUCAUGGCAGCCGAAGAGAAGGACCCGCUGAGCUACUUCGCGGCGUACGGGAGCAGCAGCAGCUCCGAGUCGUCGGGCGAGGAGAGCAGCGAGCCGGAGGACGGGGCUCGCAAGCAGGCGGCGCCGGCCCCCCCCGCGGCGGCGAAGGCGGCGGCGGGCGGCCGCGGGAAGCAGGCGGGGAAGCGGCUGCCGGGCCCCGACGAGCUGUUCCGCAGCGUGAGCCGGCCGGCCUUCCUCUACAACCCGCUCAACAAGCAGAUCGACUGGGAGCGGCACGUGGUGAAGGCGCCCGAGGAGCCUCCAAAGGAAUUCAAGAUCUGGAAGUCCAGCUACGUGCCACCCCCAGAGACCUACGCUACUGAGAAGAAACCGCCGCCGCCGGAGCUGGACAUGGCAAUAAAAUGGUCGAACAUCUAUGAGGACAAUGGUGACGAUGCCCCGCAGAGUGCCAAGAAAGCCCGGCUGCUGCCGGAAGGGGAGGAGACGGUAGAGUCGGAUGAUGACAAAGACGAGCGAGCAUCGAGAACGCGCAGGGUAGAGUCAGGAGAAACGGCCAAGAAGAAGAAGUAGACAGGGUGCGACAAGAACACCCGGGCUGCUGAGCCCUUGAGAUGUGGCGUUUAAGGAACUAACACGAUCGCCUCAAGACUUCCCACUAUAGAAUUCGUUUUUUAUUUAAAGCCUGUGUGUAUUCACAACUCUAAUGGUGAUCUGUGAUUGUGUACUGACAGUACUGGAAGCAUUCUGGCUAUCACAGAAUUGGUGACAGGAGUGGAGAGUUUUGUCACAUGGACAUGCCAGUGUUCUUUGAACCUUUUAUAAAGGAAUAUAUUUUUAAAGUAAAUAUAUUGUAAUGUACUGUGAACUUGUGGGUGCUUUUCUUUAGUGUCUGUACAGUGUAAAUAGAUGAUCAUGGAAAUAAAACUACUUAUUGCUAUUAUUGUAUGCCACUGACGAGUAUUUGACGAGCAGUCUGUUUGCCCUGUGACCUUUUAAUUCACAGUAGGGAUUAGCAUGUAGGGAGAGCCUCCCAUGUUUAGGUGCCUUGUACAUACUUCCAUAGAGUACACGUUCGUCUUCUGUUUUGUAAUGAAGAGAGCUUGAAGAACUGGACGGGGUUACACAGCCACUGAGUGAAGACAAGCAGACUAACUCAGGACUCUGACUCCAGAGCCAGAUGGAACGACCUGACUGCUCAUCAGACUUUAGUCGCUAUCCUCUCCUCCAUGUACACUUGUGCUGUAGGGGAGGUCUUUCCUGUCGUUAUUCAGCUGCACUUACAGUAUAUGCCUUACAGUGUGAUUACUUGUUCAUUCCCUCAUUAAAUAUACUGGCUAGGCUCUUCUGUGAAAGAUUACCAGAUUGAGCACAGAACAUCAGGUAUCCAAUUAAAUUUGAAUCUGAGUAUAUGUGAUAUGAGACACAUUAAAAAUUAAUCUGAAGUUCCAA